Messenger RNA from Pelagomonas calceolata, 2332 nucleotides. The record is from the annotation of a GenBank genome assembly. NCBI's taxonomy places the organism in Eukaryota, Pelagophyceae, Pelagomonadales, Pelagomonadaceae.
CUCACAUCUAACACCCUGGUCCACCCCCUUUGUACCUGGAGCGAUGCAAGCUGUAAGUGCCCGGGCAGCCCGAAAGUCAGCGCACAACGUGUCACAGCCACGGCGUGCGGACAGAACACCCGCUGCUGCCGUGGUGACGAACGGGCAGGCCAGCUCGCGCGAGCACGCUCUUUGGGCCCAGGAUGCGCUCGACAAUGUUGAUGCUGUGGGUGACGUCGACGUCGGGGACGACCAUCUGCUCGACUGUGCGCGAUUUGUGGGAGCGCGGUGAGCUGAGCACGCUCGCAUUUGACGAGGUGAUGAGGCUGGACCCCUGCCGCACCAACGUUUCGACAUCAUUCUCGCCUACGAGCAGUUCUCGACGGUCUCUAAAGUAUUGGGGAAAAUCAAAUAGUAAGCAAAGUCCAGCCAAAGCGGAUCCGACCAAAGCGUGGGCGUUCAAGCUGCUGGGCGCGCGCGCGGCCGAACUGGACGGCGAGUGGUCGCAAAUGCAAACGCCGACGCUGGCCAACUUCGACGUCCCGCAGUAUCAUUUGGCGUUCCAGGCCCUGUGGCUCGGUCUCACACGCACCCUGUUCACGGCGCGGAUCCUCCCCGUCGACCCCGCCGGCGGCAAGCACCGGAACCAUCGCUGGACCAUCGCGCGGUACUACAUCGACAAGGCGCUGCGCGCGCCCGAGGUCAAGGCCCUCGGCGACGGCAAGGUCUGCGCCGAGGUCGGGGACAAGCACUUCCUCCACACGUACUUCCCGACCUGUGCGGAGAUGCUCGCGGUCGACCUCAAGGAUCCGAAGGCCGACGUCUUAGUCGACCUCGUCCAUCCGGACUGGACCGACCCACGGAUCAAACAGGCACACUUCGACCUCCUCGUCGUUGGCGAGGUCAUGGAACACAUCGACCGGGUCGACGUCGCGCUCGCCACGUUGGUUCGCCUCCUCAAGCCGGGCGGCACCAUCGUGUGGACUACGCCGUUUCUCAUGCAGUACCACGCCAAUCCCGGGGACGAGAAUCGCUACUCGCCGACCCGCGUCAACGCCCUGUUCGACCGCGCCGGCCUGGACACGGUGAAGUCCGACGGCGUCGGCAACUGGCUCGCCGUCACGCUCUACCUCGCUGGCUUCGGAACCGACGAAACACACUCCUCCGAGCUCGACGCGCCCGAUCGCGACGGAUCCCGACCGUACUGGAUCGACGUCAUCGCCGUCGGCCGUAAGCGCACCUCGUCGUUGGAUUCACGCGCAAUGCCGACCGCUGAAACCCCGGCUCUCUCGUUAGAGGCUGCGCUGCGUCGCGUCCAGCCCGGUAGCAACAGGCGCGCCUGGAAAUCCAUGGUCGCCCCUGCCAAGUUGCAGCAUCUCUACGAAUCUGUGCUGCACAAUAUUUCCGUGGCGGAGCACCCUGUUGAUGGUGCCUUUGUUGAGUGUGGUGUGUGGCGGGGUGGGGCCACCAUGAUGAUGUUGUACGCGGAAUUUGCAGCCCUCUCCCGCGACGGCAGCCACCCCCAUCGAGAUGUCUGGCUCUUUGACACGUUUGAGGGUAUGCCCGUGCCCGGCAAAAGGGACGGUAGUCGUGCCGCUCGUCGCUGGGACAACGUGCAAGCAUCUAUUGCAAACAACAGCGCUGCGCGGGAACGGACUGCUGGCUGGAGUGCUGAGGACAUGGCCACUGGUGGCGAUGGGGGAGAAUACGUCGAUACCAGCGGCCAGGUGCGAUGGAAUUAUGGGCCCAUCGACAUCGUACGAAAGAACAUAGAGAGCACGACAUAUCCGUCCGAGCGUGUCCGCUACAUCAAGGGAAAGGUCGAGGACACGCUCACGAGCCCCGGCCAGGUACUUCCGCAGAAGAUCGCACUGCUCAGGCUCGACACGGACUGGUACAAGUCAGUGCAUGAAUCAAGUUCCAGGCGCCUUCGAUGCGCACCACGACAGUAUGUCUACUGCCGUACACCCGCCCAGCCAACGCGGUCGCAUUGUUGAAAUGACUUUGAGCCCUCGACUCAGCUGGUUUAUUUGCACACAGGUACAAGUCGACCAAGACGGAGUUCGAGGUUCUCGUACCGCGGCUGUCCCCUGGCGGGCUGCUAAUAGUUGACGACUACUGCGCGUGGCAGGGCGCACGCCAGGCAACAGACGAAUUCCUCGCCACGCAAGGCACCAACUUUUUUAUCCAGCACAUAGGUAAAGGCGACGACGGCGGCCGGCAUGGUGUGUGCUUCGCAAUCUGGAAAAAACGGUAGCCUCCAGUCCUUUUCCUCGUCCAUGGAUAAAAGUAGCAUAGGAAUUUUUAUACUUCAUGUCCCUUGCUGACGGAUGACACAUAAAAUAUACUAAGG